AUAUUUGUUCUGUUAGGCUAGUAGUAGACACUUGCAUAUUAUUAGGAGCUCAGUUGAUAAGUAAUACAAGGCGGGAUUUGAAUGCAGUAAGAACGUUUGAUUCGAUAAUGCUGAAAUGAAGAACCAAGUGCUCCUUUUGGCGGUACUUUUGUUUGGAGUUGCAUCAGCACAGAUAAUUGAUUUUAUAGUUCCAGAAGAAACGGUGAUAGCUGUGCCGCGUUUUCCAAGGGAAUGGGAUGUUACGAAAAGAGAACGAAUCUGGUUGAAUCAGCUUACUAAUUUCUCAAGGGAAUAUGAAGAGGCCACUAUGCUACCAGAAUGCACGAACUCGAUGAAGCCUAACUGCUCUGUCGCUGCAAACUUCUGGGACAAAGAUGCCGUAAUUGCUGUUGAUGGUCUAAGCUCCGGUCAUGGAAGAGAAGGUGUGCGAAGAAUACUCGAGGAAGGUCGAGGCCAUGGUCCUGAUACAUAUUUCUCCAUUCAUUGGUAUUACUGUAAAGGGAGUCGUAAAGGCGUUGCAGGAUAUGGAGUUGGUACAGUGUAUUCAAAUGAUGAGAGGGAAAUACUUGAGGAACGGCGAGUUUUGACAUUUUUUCGGCGUUACAAUGGGGGAGGAUGGAAAAUCCAGUAUUCAUUUGAGCUGAAGGGUGGAGAUCCCCAUGCAGCAAACAUGUAAAUGAC
Owenia fusiformis is the source of this 681-nucleotide messenger RNA. The record is from the annotation of a GenBank genome assembly. Lineage: Eukaryota; Metazoa; Annelida; Polychaeta; Sabellida; Oweniidae.